Messenger RNA from Schistocerca piceifrons (Central American locust), 1983 nucleotides. RefSeq lists its product as uncharacterized. The record is from RefSeq and is a predicted model, not a curated record. The transcript is spliced from 3 exons. Bases 31 to 453 code for a protein of 140 amino acids. NCBI's taxonomy places the organism in Eukaryota, Metazoa, Arthropoda, Insecta, Orthoptera, Acrididae.
CGCCGACGAAGACGAGUUAUUCGAGGCACGAUGGUCCACACCAAAGCAAGUUCCGGCAAGAAGGACGAGCCGGAGGCAGCCCCCAGCUGGACGAUCGGCCUGCUGUACGCGCCGCUGUUGCUGGCGGCCAUGGCGGUGCUGGCGCUGAUCGUGACGCUGCACCUGAUGUACAAGCCGUGGCUGCUCGACUCCCACUACCGCCACUACACGUUCUACAUCGCCAGCGCCGUCACCGUGGCCGCCUUCCUCGUGUGCUGCUGCAUCGCCUUCUGCACCCGGCGAAAGCAGAUGUACGCACGUCUUGGCUACGUGACUGCGCGCACGCGGCUGCUGGACGGGAAGACGUACCUGCCACUCUACGUGGACGUGGAGGCUCCUCCGGCCAAGACUAGCACGCUUCCGGUCAAGUUCGUCGCGCCUCCAGAGAACACAGCCAAACCUUCAGCGGGCUGAGCGCCGACGAGAGCGCCGCCUGUCCGCUGCUCCCAGAAGCAGCGCCCUUUUGUCACGUGACGUCAGAACUGCACCCAGCGGGACUUCCCCGCGGUCGCAUCUUCCGAGCCCACGUCUGCGCCGCGACCUGUGUGCACUCUGAAGUCGCCGCACUUGCUCGUGAGCUACACGGAUCUCUGCACUCCGCCAGAACAGAGGUGUUCAGCGUGCUACAGAUUUCCAUCAAACUUUGAGGAGCAUAAUGAAGAAACAAUAAAAAAUUCUACAGUUCACAGAAAAUCGAGAAUAACAAUAUGGCCCACUGACAAUAAGGACAGCAAAAUUUCCACAGUAAAGAAGUAUAUUGUUGGUGAUUUGAUGAAACGUAGCUCAAGGAACGAGGAAGGAGAAGAUGUCAAAACCAUUCUGUCUUUGUAGCACUUUGGUUCAUCUAGUAUGUCAACAAUGAAACAGUGAUUGUUCAAUCAAUAAAUUUUUGCAGAACUACUCAACCUCCAAAGUAUGAGUGACAGAGAAGCCAGAUGGAGUAUCUGUGCUCAUAUUUUGUACAUAACGAAAUGUACUGGAUAACCAAUGUUGGACAUGAUAAAGGACAUACUCAUUAUUUUUGAAGAUGAUAGUAGUAAAAAAAGCAGCGAUGGAAAACAACAUGAAUAGAACUGUACCUGAGAAAGUUAUCAAACACUGAUAUUAUUUUGUUAUAAAAAAACCAAAGUAGUUAACAAGACACAAUUCAAAAUUCUACAUCGAACUGGAUUACUGCGUCAGCCAACUUAAAAUCUGGGCACAGCGUAAAACAAUGACUCAAUAGCGAUGCGCCUCAGUAGUAUCGUUUUUUCCCUCUUUCACCAGGAUUCACUGAAUAUGUUUUUUCGAAGAGUUCAAUACCUAUCCGAGACGAAUUCCGUAUUGAGCUGGAGAGGUGAAGUGGCUUUGUUUCUUAAAAUGAGUACCUUAUAUUAAACGCAUUGGUUGUUAAUGCUAGUCAGUAGUUGUAACGGUAACAACAACCUCUCAGUAUUUCAAAUAGCGUUUAGCAGAAGAAAAUAGUUGAAGAUGAGAAUGGUGCGUUAGAAACGGAAAGACUUAUGUUUCAUGUCAGUCAAGCUUGUGCUUUCAGCAUCAAUAUAACUCUGUAACGUUACUCCUAGAACUUCCCAUACUAUACCUGCCUCUUGAAAAUCAAAUUAAAUAUCAAGAAUGCUGUCUGGUUUCUCUGUAAUCCUUUUUGCCCCACAUUACAUCAAUUUUACACAACGUUUACAGGGAAAUUCCAAGGAAUAUGUCUGAAUAUACAUGGUGAAGCAAAAGCUUGUACAACAGUUCUGACAUUUUUCGUAUUCUGAUAGUAAUUUAGUCUAUAAGUGUAGAUUUCUGUAUUAUCUUUAAAAUGAAAUAUACUUAAAAAUGUGCUACUGGUUACCUAUACCCACAUAUUUGUCUCUUCUAUUGUUUAACGGAGACUAUUAUUUGAACCAGUUCAACAUAUUAUUCAAAAAAAAUAUUUCCAUCAUGUGAUGUGGAUGUUGU